Suncus etruscus (white-toothed pygmy shrew) is the source of this 2159-nucleotide messenger RNA. RefSeq names its product intraflagellar transport 81 (gene IFT81). Gene Ontology annotation, biological process: cilium assembly; intraciliary transport. The record is from RefSeq and is a predicted model, not a curated record. Gene Ontology annotation, cellular component: cilium; centrosome; intraciliary transport particle B. Gene Ontology annotation, molecular function: tubulin binding. The transcript has 19 exons. NCBI's taxonomy places the organism in Eukaryota, Metazoa, Chordata, Mammalia, Eulipotyphla, Soricidae. Bases 108 to 2159 code for a protein of 683 amino acids.
AGGUUACCCAUAUAUGCUCAACAAAAUUGUAACUGAAAACUUAAUACGUCACUACUGGGAAGGAAAACUUUCAACUGGCACUUCCUUGUACAUUAUAAGGCCUAAUUAUGAGUGACCAAAUCAAAUACAUUGUGGACAGUCUUAAUAAGGAGCCUUUUAAGAAGAAUUAUAACUUAAUCACUUUUGAUUCCUUGGAGCCUAUACAACUAUUACAAGUUCUCAAUGAUGUUCUGGCUGAGAUUGACCCAAAGCAAGUCGUUGAUAUCAGAGAGGAGAUGCCAGAGCAGACAGCCAAAAGGAUGUUGAACCUUCUUGGUAUCCUUAAAUACAAACCUCCAGGAAAUGCAAAGGACAUAAGUAUCUUUCGUCAGGGUCUGGUGAUUGGAAGUAAGCCUGUCGUUUACCCAGUGCUACACUGGCUUCUUCAGAGGACUAAUGAAUUGAAAAAAAGAGCGUACUUAGCUCGCUUUUUAGUAAAACUUGAAGUACCAAGUGAAUUCCUUCAGGAUGAAACUGUAGCUGAUACUUAUAAACAGUAUGAAGAGUGUAUGGAAGCUUUUAAAACUUUGCAUAAAGAAUGUGAGCAGCUUAAAACAUCUGGAUUUUCUACAGCAGAAAUAAGAAGGGAUAUCAGUGCAAUGGAGGAAGAAAAGGAUCAGCUCAUUAAGAGAGUUGAACGUAUGAAGAAAAGGGUGGAGACAGUUCAGAAUCAUCAACAAAUGCUUAAAAUAGCAAGCCAACUUCGAGUUGAAAAAGAGAGAGAAGAAUUUCUGGUACAACAGAAACAGGAACAAAAGAAUCAGCUAUUUCAUGCAGAACAGAGACUGCAAAGAGCACAAAAUCAACUGGAAAGUAUGCGAAAUGCAGCAGCAGAUGCAAAGCCUGAAAGUUUAAUGAAGAGACUGGAAGAGGAGAUGAAGUUUAAUUCAUAUCUAGUAACAGAAAAAUUUCCUAAAGAAAUAGAAAGUAAGAAAAAACAAGUACAACAUUUACAGAAAGUGGCUUCAGAACCUGCUAUGGGCCAUUCUGGUCUUCUUGAACUUGAGUCUAAAAUAAAUGAAGUAAACACACAGAUCAACCAAUUGAUUGAAAAGAAAAUGAUGACAAACGAGUCAACUGAAACCAAGUUCUCACUUUUUAAGCAACAGGCAUCCAUUAUUUCUCGUAAAAAAGAAGCCAAAGCAGAAGAACUUCAGGAGGCAAGGGAGAAGUUAAUCAGCCUAGAGAGGGAGGCAUCUGCAAAGACCAAUCAGAUGCGUGAACUGGAUGGCACUGAAACUGUGAAGGAAGAUGAGUUCAAGCGAUAUGUCAGUAAACUUCGAAGUAAGAAUACAGUUUUCAAAAAGAAGCAUCAGAUAAUAGCUGAAAUUAAAGCAGAAUGUGGUCUUUUGCAAAGUACAGAAGAACUUCUUAAACAACGUCAUGAAAAUAUUCAACAUCAACUGCAAACUAUUGAGGAAAAAAAGGGUUUAUCUGGUUAUAGUUAUACUCAAGAAGAGCUGGAAAGAGUGUCUACCCUGAAGAGUGAAGUUGAUGAGAUGAAAGGACGGACACUGGAUGACAUGUCUGAAAUGGUGAAAAAGCUGAAUUCACUGGUAUCUGAAAAGAAGUCAGUUCUAUCCCCAGUUAUAAAAGAAUUACGACAAUUGCGUCAGAAAUGUCAAGAACUAACCAUGGAGUGUGAAGAAAAGAAAGCUCAAUAUGAUAGUUGUGCAGCAGGCCUCGAAAGCGAUCGGUCAAAAUUAGAACAGGAAGUCAAAGGACUCCAUGAAGAAUGUCUUCAGGAAGAAAGUAGAUAUCAUUAUACAAAUUGUAUGAUUAAGAACCUUGAAGUGCAGCUUCGUCGUGCUACUGAUGAGAUGAAGGCAUAUGUCUCCUCUGAUCAACAGGAAAAGAGAAAGACUAUCAGGGAACAAUAUAUCAGAAAUAUUGCUGAACAAGAAAAUCUUGGGAAGAAACUCCGAGAAGAACAAAAAGCUGUACGAGAAAGUUAUGAUCAAAAUAUGAAACAAGUGAAAAUGUGGCGUGAUUUUGAAAAGUUGAUGGAAUGUAAGAAGAAGUGCUUUCAGAAGAAACAGCAAAGCCAGGUGCCCGUAGGUCAGGUAACGCAGGCAGAAGGAGAGGACCAGGAGGAAGGAGAGGACCGCCUGACUCUCUGA